GAUACCCUAACACACGAAGCUGUCGCCAAUUUGCUUUUAUAUCGGCAUGCGUACAAUUUCAAAAACAAAACGCUGUCUUCGGGUAUCAAGACAUUUAGUUGAAUGCCUCAAAUUUUCAAAAUUCGAUCAAUAUUCGGAAGCUUCAUUACAUUAAAGCGAGCACAAUUUUCUGGGAAACUUGUCUUUUUUGAGUGUCUCUUCAGUUACUUGUGAAAGCGUCUGCUGAUAUUGACGGGAUAUGUGCGUCUAGAAAUACGGACUUACAAAUCGAUAGCUACAGUGAAUUUUGUACAGAUUUUUCAUUGUGACUUUUGACUAUUCUUCUGAAUGCACCGGAUUGGAUAUUCUGUUUACAACUGUAGUCAUGCAGCCCCGUACAUGAAGACCUCCUUAGGGAUCAGGCAGCUCCUUUUCUGGCGGGCUUGAAUCUUCUGACGGAUUGCGUGACAUUCUUUUCCUCUUUACAAACAAAUAAUUUUAACACCAGCACGCUAUCUACGUGACUCGUAUAGGAUAGCAAGUCUUACUGUCUUAGAAGUGAAACGAUAGAAAAUUCCAUUACUUGGUCACUGUUUACGACAGAAAUUUUUGCACAUUAUAUCUUGGAUACACUCUUUCUCUUCAAGUUCCUCCAUCUGGUCUUGACGAAUAUAUUUCCUGAAAAAAGAUAAAAAAAAAAUCCAACAAGAACAAAUUCUAAUUUCUGUGCUCAUGCCUUGCAUGUAGUUAAGCGGAAAGACAAAAUGCUCUUCGAAAUUGAAAACACAAAUUAUUUUGUUAGCAACAGACAAUAGUUGUACGUCUGCUAAAACUGAUUACUGGAAAUUUUCGCGCGCUCUGUUCUACAAACCGUGAAACUGGAUAAAGUCAAUCGUAUAGCUGACGAUUCAAAGUAAAUUACUGUCAACUGUGCGAACAGAUUGCUGCGUAUAGUAACAAGAUAAAAAACGGAAUUUCUGCCGGAAAAAUUGGCACGUCAGUAAGCAGAAGGGUCUGACAGAAUGGUUAAUGUAAACAGUGUUAUUGAUAUGACUUGAUAGAAUGUGAUCAAUCGGAAAUAGAUAAGAUACAAGUGUUCUGAAUAGUGGUUAGAAAAUAAAUACAGAAUAAAUACAGAAUAUUUACGGAAUACAUACGGAAUAUGUAAUAUUACUCACAUCAUUUAACAGUGAUUGAAGUGUUUUUAGUGCAAAUUGUUUGAUUUGAUAUGUCUACGAAUUUUCUCUGAAAAAUGGAAAGUUUAAAAAUAAGCACGAGAAAAUAUUGAAGAUGCCUGUAGAGUAUUACUGCUAUUGGAAAAUGUUCCGAUGUUUAGAGGAGUGAAAAUUAAGUGAUAUAAAGGAGUGAAAAAAGCACACGUUUGGAGAUAUUCUUUAAUAUAAUGUGAGUUAUUGAAAUAAUUUUUUUUUGUCAUCUUAAUUAACGAGAAAUUAGGUCAGUGCACGUGCGAUGCAGUAUGACAAGUAGCAUUAGCGUUAAUCGAGUGACUGAUUCAAGUCUUUCAAUCAAAUACACCCCUUGUGCUAAAGACGAACAGACGGACGAAGAUGAGUUGGAGGAAAUAUCAAUCAUUGACGAUAGACAAGAUGGCGACCAAAGCCUCAGUCUCCUCAGCAAAACUGAGGACGACCAGUCGGAAAACGACGACGACAUGCACGAGAAUCACGACCCGGACAGCGAGAAAACAGAUAUUGAAAUCAACGGACCUAAACUCCUCCCGGGCUCAGCAAUCAGUAUUAUGUCAUCGCCGAAUGACAAAACCAAACUCAUAGGCGAAAGACUUAGCUCGGGAACAGAGCUUUCUUCGCCUGUAAAUAGUAAAAUAACUGACACCAAAUCUAACAGGUCACGAACAACAUCGAGACAAAGUAUAUUCGAGUUGGUUCGGGUACGAACGACUCGAAAGCCGUCACGUGAUGACUUUAACUUAAUAAAAAAAGUUCGAUCAAAUGACACAGUGACAUCACGAGGAGUAAGGAGACAAAGAAGAAAAGAUAUCCAAACUCGAUUCGGUAAGAAAAGUAUUCGUUCAGAUAACAGAUUUGAGACAAACACACAAGUUUCAGAGAAAGAAGGAUGCAACUGGACCUUUGUGUUUGACCCCUCGGGUCGGCUGAGCUAUUGGUGGUCAUCCAUUGUUAGCGUAGCGUUUAUUUACAACUUCUGGGUAAUCAUUUACCGAUUUGCUUUCCAAGAGAUCAAUGAAUCUAACAUGUCAGCAUGGUUUGGCAUGGACUACCUAGCCGAUUUUAUUUAUGUUUUGGAUAUAGCAUUCCAUUUUAGAACUGGGUAUUUGGAAGAUGGAGUGUUACAAACUGACUCGACCAAAUUACGUAUACAUUAUAUGAACACAACAAAUUUCUAUAUAGAUUGUCUAUGUUUACUGCCGUUAGAUUUUUUGUAUUUGUCCAUUGGAUUUUGCUCAAUUUUACGUUGUUUUCGAUUAGUGAAAGUGUACAGGUUUUGGACGUUCCUGGAUCGGACAGAAAGGCAUACAAAUUAUCCAAAUGUUAUACGAACUACAACAUUGAUGCACUAUUUGUUAGCAUUGUUCCACUGGAACGCGUGUUUAUACUACAUAGUUGCCACGAGAAUUGAACACCACUCUGAUACUUGGAAUUUUCCCAAGGACAAUGGUGACGUCAUGCGUCAGUAUCUACACGCGUUAUAUUGGAGUACGUUGACGUUAACGACAGUUGGCAAUCUUCCAAUGCCUCUAACAAAUGGAGAUUACGCAUUCGAAAUAUUUGAAAUGAUGUUCGGAUUACUUCUGUUUGCAACCGUCCUUGGUCAUAUAUCAAAUAUUGUAUCUUGCAUCAGUGCUGCAAGGAAAGACUUUCAAGCCAAACUUGACAACGUGAAAACCUAUAUGUCAUUGCGGCGUGUACCACUCCGACUCCAAGACCGUGUGAUCAAAUGGUUUGACUAUUUAUGGAUGUGUAAUAAAUCGACCGACGAAGAGAAAACACUCAGCUUACUUCCUGAUAAAUUGAAAGCAGAAAUAGCUAUUCAUGUGCAUUUGGAUACAUUAAAACGUGUUGAAAUUUUCCAACAAACAGAGGCAGGUUUCCUUUGCGAACUCGUUUUGCGGCUAAAUCCUGUUUUAUUUUCACCUGGGGAUUACAUAUGCAGGAAAGGCGAGGUUGGGAAAGAAAUGUAUAUUGUAAACAGAGGUAGACUUCACGUGGUUGGCGACAAUGGCAAAACAGUUCUGGCAACCCUGAAACCUGGAAGCUACUUCGGUGAAAUCAGUAUUCUGAACAUGGGUACUUCCGGAAAUAGGCGAACAGCUUCGGUUCGUUCCGUUGGUUAUUCUGACUUGUUUCGUUUAUCAAAACAAGAUCUCUGGGACGUGUUAAAAGAAUAUCCUGCAGCUCGGGUCAAGCUGGAAGCUAUAGCCGUAAUGCGUCUGAAAAAGACUGAGAAGAAGCCAAUAGAAACAGUUGAUUUAAAACGUAGCAAAAGUACACCUGGUUUAGUAGAGUCGUCUGGCAAGAUUCCGAUGCAGACGAGAUCUAUAACACGCCACCACACACUUCCGGCUGGUCUUCCAACUCAUAGGUCUUCCAUAGAUCCUCAACAAUUACCUUCCCAUGAGGGAUAUCCGGCCACUUCAACUGAAGCUCAAACUUCCGAAGAACAUUCUCACGCAAUUCAGCCAUCUGACCAACAACAAACUGAUCAUCAGGAAACUCAAAUUAGAACUGUUUCUAGCGUAACUUCAUUUUUAACGGGAUCACCUUUAGUUACUUCCCCUGUUCCAGUAGAUAACCAGGCGCCAAUGUUCCAUUUUAGUCCGCCGCUCACACCAGGCCCUCCGAUGCAGUACGCAUCACCAUAUCAUAUUCAAACUAAUCCUAAUAUUGUUGGUAAUAUUUGUGCCCCUGGUUCGGAAUUUAUACCACGUGAUGUGUCUCAUGACUAUGGUAUUCGCGCACCUGCUCAAUUUCCACAAGGAUAUUAUCCUUACACUCAUUAUACACAACCGAUUGCUUCAACUGGUGUUAACACUGCAAACUCUCAACAACCUAUGGCAUUCUUGUCUCCGUUUUGUGCCUCAUCAGGAUUUGUUCCACCAAUAUCACCAAACUCUUUUCAUUCACGCACUGGCAUUCCGUCCGCCAGUCCAACACAGCCAAAUUCAAACGGUACAACUCGAAGAGGAUCUGCGCAUCAGACAGUGGAUGGCCAAGUGCCGAACAGUUCCGUACAAUUGUUCAACGAUGCUUCUCAUGACACGUUAGUAGAAGAAAUAACCCGUCUCAGGGAAAGACUGAAAUCUGUUGAAUCUGAAAACGUUGUGAUGGCGGCAAAAUUGAAUCAGCAACAGUGGGAACUCGAACAUAGGUUAUCAGAGUUAGAAAUGCAGAUGACAUGUACCAGUGAUAUGGCAAGCACGGGUAGUACCGAUGAUCCCUCAAAUCCUUUUGAAAAUAUCAGCAGAGAAUCAAUUAUUUAAGAAUAACAUUUUACAUAUAAAUAUUGAAUUAUUUUUAAAUCGAUACGUUUAAGGCAUAUCAACAUAAAAUGUGCAAAGCCAGUACCACUCCGUUAAAGUAUGGUGUAGUAUCAUUAUUCUUUCUGACACCAAAUGUCACAUGUUGUUAUUAAGUCUAAGAUGAAUAUCAGUACUUAAAAUUAGUUUGUCGUAAACGUGUCUGAUUAGAUGGGAAUUAUAACAGCACACCAUUUAGCAAUAAACUUCUUAUCGUAUACUUUUUGUCGGGACAAACGUUAAAAAGCAAACAGUAUACUGUCAUAUGUUGAGUGCUAACACUUUUCAUGUAGUGUUUGUUUUACUACAAUUUAAUUAUUUCUGAUUUCUUUUUAUUUCAAACUUUGCAAAACCGAAAAGUUCACCUUUCCUUGUUGAUUUCGUUUAUCAUAAUUUUUUUGCAAAACCUAAUUCUUUAAAGAUUGAAGACAACAUAAUUAUGAUUUGUUUCUUAAAGAAAUGUUUUUUUUUUCAAAUAUUUUACGUCAUUUGUCCACUGGAAAGUUACGAAACACUUGUUUUGGUAAGAAAUUAAUUGACGUCGUUUGGUUUUUAAAAACCGAAACGAUGAUCAUUUUUGAUAUACGGGUAUAUUCACUGGCGGGGAUAGUGCUAGGACCUAGAUCCUCAUCUCUAAGACUCUAAACGUAAUUGCUAUGUUGUAUGAUCAUUACUCACAUACAAAUCACUUUGUUCUCAAACUUGAAAUUUAAAACAUUGGCAUAUGUUUCACAGUGUCGAUUUAACAAACGCAACUUGUAUAUACAUAAUUGAAUUUCAAAUUCGGUAGACAUGUAGAAUAAACAGGUUGUGACGUAUAGAAGCAUAUUGUAUGAUGACAUGAUUAUUCAUAAUUUAUGAUAUAUGUUACUUUUGAUUUAUAUGUUUAUAUUUAAAAAAAAUCAACUCAUUCCGAAGUUAUUAUAUCACAUUCCAUUGUUUGAUAAAUAAUAACUCUUUUAUGUGCUGCACAUGACACUCAGUUCUGAGAGAAAUCGGCUGACGCCAUCAGUUCAUGAAACAUACAUGUACGUAAAUUUUGUCAGAAGUGUAUUUCCUACUUGUUUGCCUAAUCACUUCGCUUAAGAAGUUUUAAGUUUUGUAUUAAUUUAAUGUACUUAAGGCAUAAAAGGUGGUUACAUAUCGUUUUCUGUUGCCUAAUAGCAAGUUAGCAAAUCGAUAUAUUUUAUUAUAAUAUUUUAUAAAGUAAUGAAUGUCUGAUAUAAUCAAAACCUAAAGAUAUACACUUGUAGCAAAUUAUUACAAGAUAAUUAUAGACUUCCAUUAAAAAUUUAUUAGGUUUAGAAAAAUCAUUUAUUUGUGAAUUUAAAAGUCAAUUAAAUAACUAAUUAGAAAAUGGAUUAUGUUAAUUCAGAAAGUCUGAUACAUACAUAUUUAUAUGUCGGGAACUUUUAUGUUUGAAGCAUCAUCAUGAGAAUUGUACUUGAACUAGAAAGAUCGGAAUAUUGUUUUUACUGCAGAAAGCUUAUACAUUGUAUAGUUGACUCUUUUUUGUCGUAAAUAAGCAAUCAUGCCACUGUUAAUUUCAUGUUAACUGCUGAAAUAAUUGUUUUAGAAUGUAGUUAUGUUAUAUUUUACCAAUAGAAAAAAACCCUUCUGACGGACCUGUUAAACUUGAUUAUUGUUUUUUGAUUUUUAAUCGUCACAGUUGUUAGCCAUAAUUAUCCUUAUCAUCAACUUUUCAGUUUUAAUCUAUAUUUUAAGAAAUUCAUUAUUUUAUAACCAUUUUGCUUAGAGUUCUUCCUUAAUUGCGAUUACAUUUUCAAAUGCCUGUUUCCUUAUGAAAUGUGUUGUUACUGAUUCUACCAUCACUAACCUUCUUAUUUUAAGAUUAUAAAUAUGAGGAGAUGCCAUUUUCUACAUUUUUUAAAAGAAACUGAUAUAAUUAUCUAAAUUCGUAAUUGCACAAUAACCAUCAGAAGUAAAUACCAUUUUUGUUAGCGAUUUAGAACAACUAAGAUGAUUAUUAUCCUCGAAAACUGCGCUGAAAUAGUAAAUAAAAAUAGUCACCAAGAAGCAAAACGCAACGGAAAUUGUAUUAUAGGUGCUACUCAAUCAUUUGAGAUUUAAAAAAGGCUAAAAGCAAAAUUUGUUUAAGCCAUAAUGCAAACGACGAAUCAGUAGCAGAAUAAAACAUACUAAACUUGAAAAAUAAUUUUUAGUAGUGUUGGGAAUAAUUGGGCUUCUAGAUAUAAUUUGUGAUAUAUCCAACAGGCAAUAUAAUUGCGCUAGCAUAACGCUAUAAAUAAGCGUAAACCUUCGGGUUUUAUAGUUUAUUCAUUUGAUUUAAUAAUCAAUUUUUCAACACGUGCGGUAUCGAAGAACCAAUUUUGAAAUGUUAUACAUGUAGUCACAGUUCUGCAAUAACAUUGAUAUUGAGUUCAAAUCAUCAUAGGUAUACUUUUUGAUAUAUCCAACAGGCAAUAUAAUUGCAUAUAAAUAUAUUUCACGUUUAAGCAAUAAUUGCCAUUAUAUGUAAGCAAUAAUGCCAUUAUAUUCUAAUUAACCAGUGAAAUUGGCAUCAGGAAAACGAAUGUGUUGAUUAUUGCGAUUGAUAAGCUUAACAUUAUUUGUGUUGAAGCAAUUUUGACACAUGAAAAUUAAGUAAACAAAAAAUGAACAUAUAGGAUUAACCUGCUACACAUCAUGUUAUAAUAAUUUAUUCUUGUUAAAUAUUAUUUGUACGUUUUUUUUACUUUAUAUUCAGGAAUAUCUAUGUUGCUUACCUUAUGAUAGGCACUCGUGUAUAUUCUUAUCAUAAAACUACAAUACCAUUCCGUCUAUUGUAAAAUCCAACUUCUGUCAUAAUUACACCCUUCCAUUGUUAUGUUUUAUUGACAUAUUUUUUAUUAUUGCAAUAUGUUUUUAUUUCUUGUAUUUUAUCAUUUUUCUUGCCCUUGGCAUAUUGAGAUAACAUUAAGAUAAUGAAUUGUUAUUUGUUUAUUCUUAAUAUCUUUUUUUCUUUCAUUAUAUAAUAUUGACAGCAUUUUGAUUAUAUAUCAAUUAUUAUAUAAAAAUAUUCUGUAAAUACUAGUAUUUUAUUAUUGCAUAUGAUAUGUUAUCAGAUGAUAUAUUAUCUAGUUAAUAAACAAAGCGAC
Molecule: messenger RNA, 7614 nt
Organism: Ruditapes philippinarum (Manila clam)
Lineage: Eukaryota; Metazoa; Mollusca; Bivalvia; Venerida; Veneridae
Product: cyclic nucleotide-gated channel rod photoreceptor subunit alpha-like
Exons: 5
Coding region: 1457-4459 (1000 amino acids)
Biological process (GO): monoatomic cation transmembrane transport; potassium ion transport
Cellular component (GO): intracellular cyclic nucleotide activated cation channel complex; plasma membrane
Molecular function (GO): protein-containing complex binding; intracellularly cGMP-activated cation channel activity; voltage-gated potassium channel activity
Source: RefSeq, a predicted model, not a curated record